AUGGAAAAUUAUAGCCAAAUUCUAUCAAAUAUAUCAUUCUAUUCGUAUCUAUCUAUCUAUCUAUCUAUCUAUCUAUGCCUUUUCAUGUCUAUCUCUGUUCAUAUCUAUCUUAAUCUAUUCACAUCUCUCUCUCUCUCUCUCUCUCUGUCUCUAUGCUUUUCAUAUCUAUCUCUGUUCAUAUCUAAGUUUAUUCGCAUCUAUCUAUCUAUCUAUCUAUCUAUCUAUCUAAAUCAGUCGAUGUCUAUCUUUAUAAUUAUUGCAAAACUAUUUUUAAUAUCUAUCUAUCUAUCUAUCUAUCUAUCUAUCUAUCUAUCUAUCUAUAUCAAUUUGUUCAUAUCUAUCUAUCUAUCUAUCUAUCUAUCUAUCUAUCUAUCAUCAGUUUGUUCAUAUCUAUCUAUCUAUCUAUCUAUCUAUCUAUCUAUCUAUCUACUUUGUUCAUAUCUAUCUAUCUAUCUAUCUAUCUAUCUAUCUAUCUAUGUUUUUUGUAAUAUCUAUCUAUCUAUCUAUCUAUCUAUCUAUCUAUCUAUGUUUUUAACAUCUAUCUAUCUAUCUAUCUAUCUAUCAGUUUGUUCAUCUAUCUAUCUAUCUAUCUAUCUAUGUUUUUUCAUAUCUAUCUAUCUAUCUAUCUAUCAUUUAUCAUAUCUAUCUAUCUAUCUAUAUAUAUAUAUAUAUAUAUAUAUAUAUAUAUAUAUCAGUUUGUUUAAAUCUAUCUAUCUAUGUUUUUGUAAUAUCUAUCAGUUUGUUCAUAUCUAUCUAUCUAUCUAUCUAUCUAUCUAUCUAUCUAUCUAUCUAUGUUUUUUAACAUCCUAUCUAUCUAUCUAUCUAUCUAUCUAUCUAUCUAUCUAUGUUUUUUUAAUAGCUAUCUAUCUAUCUAUCUAUCUAUCUAUCUAUCUAUCUAUCUAUGUUUUUAACAUCUAUCUAUCUAUCUAUCUAUCUAUCUAUCUAUCUAUCUAUCUAUCUAUCUAUCUAUCUAUCUAUCUAUCUAUGUUUUUUAAUAUCUAUCUAUCUAUCUAUCUAUCUAUCUAUCUAUCUAUCUAUCUCUAUCCGUUAACUUUUCCGUUAUAUUUUCCCGUUAUCUAUCUAUCUAUCUAUCUAUACAAAAAUAUCUGUACAAAAAAUAAAUAUGUGAUUGCAAUUCUGAUUUUCAAGCUAGAUGUAAUAUUCUCAUUCCGAAGCCUUCCGAAGCCUCUCGAAGCGCAAUUUCUUUGA
Messenger RNA from Acanthosepion pharaonis, 1209 nucleotides. The record is from the annotation of a GenBank genome assembly. Lineage: Eukaryota; Metazoa; Mollusca; Cephalopoda; Sepiida; Sepiidae.